UAGCAAUGAUCCAGAUAAAGAAAACGGAGAUCAGCACCUACCUCUACAGUCCCAAAGUACAGCUAUUGCUAGUAAACUUUCUAACAUGUGGGCUAGAGGUGUGUUUGGCUGCAGGGGUAACUUUUGUACCCCCUUUGCUGCUCGAAGCUGGAGUAGAAGAGAAGUUCAUGACAAUGGUAUUAGCUAUUGGACCCAUUCUUGGCCUCUUGGUUGUGCACUUCAUAGGCUCUGCCAGUGACCGUUUAAGCAGCAGAUAUGGCCGGCGGCGGCCUUUCAUUUGGCUUUUGUGCUUCGGAGUGAUGUUGAGCCUGGUUAUUAUCCCUUAUGCUGGCCAUCUAGCCACGCUGACAGGUAACCAUCGUGCUGGAGCAGAGGUAGCUUUCCUAGUGCUGGGUAUAGGACUACUGGAUUCCUGUGGACAGGUGUGCUUCACUCCGCUGGAAGCUUUGCUUUCUGACCUAUUCCCAGAAGAAGAAGCAUGUAGCAAGGCAUUUUCUGUUUAUGCCCUGACGGUUGGAAUAGGUGCCUGCAUCGGAUACUUGUUGCCAUCUGUGGACUGGAGUGGUAGCUGGCUGGCACAACACUUUGGUGGGCAACAGCAGUGCCUCUUUAUUCUGCUUCUUUUCAUCUUUGCUGGUUGUGUCUUUUCCACAUUUUUUGUCUCUGAAGAGGUAAAGACAAGCGUUGGGCAGGCAGAUAUCAAGGGUGAUAUUCCUGCCAGGAGAGGACAUUGCUCACAGUUCUGGACUUUGCCACUCAGAGCAUGGCGUUUGGCUCUGGCACUAAGAGGUGUGUGUGCCUUGUUGCCUCGACUCAGAAUGUUUUGUUACAGGGUGCCAGUUGCCCUUUGGCGCCUGUUUGUGGCUCAGCUUUGCUCCUGGAUGGGUCUAAUGACCUUUAUACUCUUUUAUACUGAUUUUGUGGGCGAGGGAAUUUAUAACGGAGUACCCUUUGCAGCACCAGGCACGGAAGCCAGAGCUCGCUACGAUGAAGGAGUCAGAAUGGGGAGUCUCGGUCUCUUUCUUCAGUCUGUGACAUCUGUGAUAUUCUCUUCUUCCAUGGACCACCUAGUAAAGACCUUUGGAACCCGAUAUGUGUACAUUACAGCUGUUGCCUGCCUCCCACUGGCUACGAUAAUUAUGUGCUUCUCUCACAGUGUUAUCGUUGUAACAGCAUCAGCCGCCAUUACAGGUUUCCUCUUCUCUGUUCUUCAGAUUUUGCCAUAUACUCUGAUCUCACUUUAUCAUCAUAACCGGCAGGUAUUUCUUCCCAAAUAUAAAGAUGUGGCUGAAGAUGUAAUAGAGAAGGAGAGGAUAUCUGGAUUUACAAAAGAAACCCCAAACGGCACUUCCGUUGCUAUGUUCGCUUCCCAGAACAUUUCACUGUCCAUUGGUCCCUCCUGUGAGGGUGCUGUUGUGGCAGCGGAGCCUGUUGUCUCGAACCAUGGGGUCUGUCUCGAUAUGGCGAUUCUAGACAGUGCUUGUCUAAUCUCACAGAUUGUCCCUGCUCUUUUUGUGGGUUUAAUUGUACAAAUGACUCAGACUGUCACAGCCUACGUUGCAUCGGCUGCAGCCUUUGGACUGAUUGCAAUAUACUUCUCCAGCAAGGUGGUGUUCGAAAAAAGCGAUAUGGCAAAAGUGACUGCAUUAUAGGUGGUGCCAGAAACCACUGGGUGUUCCAAAAAAAGUUAAAGCACUUUUAUUUGGCAAAGUGCGUUCAUAAAAGUUUAUUCAAUAUGUUUACUGUGCAUAGAGACAUUUAAAUUAAAAUUAAUGUCCAUUAUAUUUUAAGGGAAAUAGUGAAAGUGGAAUAAAUCGGGUAUUCCAUGGGG
Molecule: messenger RNA, 1831 nt
Organism: Spea bombifrons (plains spadefoot toad)
Lineage: Eukaryota; Metazoa; Chordata; Amphibia; Anura; Pelobatidae
Gene: SLC45A3
Product: solute carrier family 45 member 3
Exons: 4
Coding region: 6-1652 (548 amino acids)
Biological process (GO): transmembrane transport
Cellular component (GO): membrane
Molecular function (GO): sucrose:proton symporter activity
Source: RefSeq, a predicted model, not a curated record